GAGAGGCAGUGGGGAAGACAAAGUGACACAAGAAGGGGGUGGAGAAAAAGAGAGGAAGAGAGAGAGAACCAUAUUAAAGGAAUAAAACCAAGCAACUGAGAAGCACAAACAGUCCCACUCCUCUAUAAAAAGGAAAAGUGCCAAAGCAAGGAAAGACACCGUAAAGAUACUGGAAAUCAGAGGCUGUGCCUGAUUCUCCCUUCAAGGCUUCUCACCCUUCCUGGUGAGCAAAAAUGGGGGACUGGAGUUUCCUGGGAGAGUUCCUCGAGGAGGUUCACAAACACUCCACAGUGGUGGGGAAAGUCUGGCUGACCGUUCUCUUCAUCUUUCGGAUGCUGGUGCUUGGUACAGCAGCCGAGUCCUCAUGGGGCGACGAGCAGUCCGACUUCAUGUGUGAUACCCAGCAGCCUGGUUGUGAGAAUGUCUGCUAUGACAAGGCUUUCCCCAUCUCCCACGUCCGGUUUUGGGUCCUCCAGAUCAUCUUUGUCUCCACUCCAUCUCUGGUGUACAUGGGCCACGCAAUGCACACAGUGCGCAUGGAAGAGAAGAGGAAGAUGAAGGAAGCAGAAAUAGAGGCCCGGGAGAUGAAAAGCAGCGGUGACACAUACUACCAGCAGAAGUGCUCCGUGGCAGAAAAGGCUGAGCUCUCUUGCUGGGAUGAAUCAGGAGGCAAAAUUAUACUUAGGGGCAGUUUGCUGAACACCUACGUCUACAGCAUUUUGAUUCGCACUGCCAUGGAAGUGGCCUUCAUUGUGGGACAGUACAUCUUGUACGGGAUCUUCCUGGAGACCCUAUACAUUUGCCAGCGGGCCCCUUGCCCCCAUCCAGUCAACUGCUACGUUUCCCGGCCCACUGAGAAGAACGUGUUCAUUGUCUUCAUGCUGGCAGUGGCCGUGCUCUCUCUGUUCCUCAGCCUGGCUGAGCUGUACCACUUGGGCUGGAAAAAAGCCAAAGAGAAGUGCUCUCGGGCUUACAAACCCAGCCCCAGCACAGCCCCUGGCAGACUGGAGUCUGCCCCACAAGUAGAGAGGGCCCAGAUGUACACUCCCCCUCCAGAUUUUAAUCAAUGCUUGGCAAGUCCCAAUGGGAAGUUCAUCAGCCCCUUCAGCAAUAAGAUGGCUUCACAGCAGAACACUGCCAACUUCGCCACCGAGAGGGUCCACAGUCAGGAGGACGCCACCAGCGAGGGGCCCUUCAUUAAGUCCAGCUACGCGGAGAGCCCCGAGGUGGCCAAUGAGUGCGCAGCGCCUGUCUUCCCCGAGAGCUACUUCAAUGAGAAGCGCCGACUCAGCAAGACCAGCCGUGCCAGCAGUAAGGCCAGGUCGGAUGAUCUGUCUGUGUGACCUGUCCCUGGGAGGGAUGAGGAACAGUCUUAGCGCUUAGCAAACUUCUACAAGAUGGACUCCAGACUUUCGCCAUUAACCUCUCUUUUAGCACCCUCCUGCUCCUUUUCAGUGAACAUCAUUGUCACAUUGCAGGAAGCAUCCCUCACAGCUUAAGACAGAGGCAGCCACAGGGGCACACACACCUGGAGGCUGAAGAGAGGCACCCAUCCUGAUGAAAAUACAGUCAAAAAGGGCCAUGUUCACAUCUCAUGGGACCCACGGGGAUUGGGGACUUCCUGUCCU
Messenger RNA from Tinamus guttatus (white-throated tinamou), 1628 nucleotides. Lineage: Eukaryota; Metazoa; Chordata; Aves; Tinamiformes; Tinamidae. The record is from RefSeq and is a predicted model, not a curated record.